AUCGACUUUUUGCGGAAAAACUUAAAUAAUCGAUUGCCUAUUUUGCAUUUUACUGAUAAAAAAUAAAAAAUUUAUUGUUUGGUUCUCCGCCAAGUUUGCAGACAGAGUAAUUCAGUGUAAAAACGUUAAAAUAGAGUCACUCAGAGAAAUGCCUCAAAUGCCGUUGCCUCCUUUGGCACAGAAUGCUAUUGAGCCUAUGCAGGUCGAUGCUCCAAUUGAAGACAACGACAACAAUGAAGAGCAGCAUUUGAUUGUGGAGAAUCCCACAUUGGAUUUAGAGGUCUAUGCCAAUUCAUAUGUGGGCCUGGCCCGUCUGUAUCGGCUGAUUUUUGUGGCCGAUGUCUGUCCCUCGUUGAGAUUAGAAGCAUUGAAAAUGGCUAUUAACUAUGUAAUGACCACAUAUAAUGUGACCAUGUAUCAGGUACUGCAUAAGAAGUUGAAUGAUCUAUACGUCAGCGCCAAUGGAGCAGGAGCUGGCAAUUCUAAUGUUCAGGGAGGAGCAGCAGGUGGUCUUCCCGAUAUAGCAGCCCAGCCCACUUUGGCCGCCCAAGCAGAUUUGCCGGUUUUCGAUCAGAGUUGGGUCGAAAGUAAGAGCAAGAAGGCAGCCCUUAAAUUAGAAAAGCUAGACUCUGAUCUCAAGAACUUCAAGUCGAGUUCCAUUAAAGAGAGUAUACGUCGCGGUCACGAUGAUCUUGGAGAUCACUACCUUAGUUGUGGCGAUUUGUCGAAUGCCCUAAAGUGCUACUCGAGAGCUCGGGACUAUUGUACCAGUGGCAAGGACGUGGUUAACAUGUGUUUAAAUGUAAUCAAGGUAUCGCUUUAUUUGCAAAACUGGUCGCAUGUUCUUAGCUAUGUCUCCAAGGCUGAGAGUACACCUGACUUUAGCGAAUGUUCAAAAGAUGCAAAUCAGGCAGUUUUGACUCGCUUGAAGUGCGCUGCCGGUUUGGCUGAGCUGCAAACCAAAAAAUACAAGUUAGCUGCAAAGUUCUUUCUUCAGGCAAGCUUUGACCACUGCGACUUUCCCGAAAUGAUAUCACCAAAUAAUGUGGCCAUGUAUGGAGGGCUUUGUGCCCUCGCCACAUUUGAUCGGCAAGAACUACAGAAGAACGUAAUAUCGUCGAGCUCCUUUAAAUUGUUUCUUGAACUGGAGCCACAGCUCAGAGACAUUGUCUUUAAAUUCUAUGAAUCGAAAUAUGCAUCGUGUCUAACACUGCUUGAUGAAAUUCGUGACAAUCUAUUGCUGGACAUAUACAUAGCGCCCCAUGUCAAUACUCUGUAUACAAAAAUACGUAACCGUGCUCUGAUUCAAUAUUUUAGUCCCUAUCUGUCGGCGGAUAUGCGCAAAAUGGCAACUGCCUUUAAUCGAACUGUGGAAGCUCUAGAGAAUGAGGUAAUGCAAUUGAUAUUGGAAGGCCAAAUCCAGGCUCGAAUUGAUUCGCACAAUAAAAUACUUUACGCCAAGGAGACUGAUCAACGCAGUAGCACAUUUGAACGAGCCAUAAUUAUGGGCAAAGAGUAUCAACGACGUACUCGCAUGCUGGUAUUAAGAGCAGCUCUUCUGAAAAGCAAUAUCCACGUCAAGAGUAUUCCACGUGACUCAAAUCAUGUCACCGAUUUGUGUGCUGCCGGUUCUAGUACGCCCAAUACGGCCCGAAUUUAAUUUGUAUAUUUUGGUUUGAAUCUAAUUUCGCAUUUGCCUGAAUUAUGAAUAUGAUAAUGAGUAUAAUUUAAAUUUUAAAAGUAUGUAACUUAAUUUUCAACUUUGUUUUAAAACAAAAAAAAAAAAUCGUUUUAUUUUAUUGGAAA
Stomoxys calcitrans (stable fly) is the source of this 1806-nucleotide messenger RNA. RefSeq names its product COP9 signalosome complex subunit 1b (gene CSN1b). Bases 149 to 1660 code for a protein of 503 amino acids. Gene Ontology annotation, cellular component: COP9 signalosome. NCBI's taxonomy places the organism in Eukaryota, Metazoa, Arthropoda, Insecta, Diptera, Muscidae. The transcript is spliced from 4 exons. The record is from RefSeq and is a predicted model, not a curated record.